CAACUGCGAUACCUCUGCUCAUCUCUUCAACGAUCACAGAUCCCACAAGAUCGAUGUCGCUCGCCAAUACUUAUGUGCCUAGGCGUUGGCGAAUCUCACUCUUUCUCGUUCUACUGCUCGCGGGGAUCAUGUUCUUUUCUACUAGUUUACAGAAACCUCUCUCAGAUAUCUCUGCUAGGAUACACUUUCCCAAUCGCCACAACGAAUCUUCUACAGUUCCAACGCAAGUGUGCGAUCCACAUCCGGACACGACAUCCAUUCGCUGGUCAGAUUUUGCAUACGUUCAAUAUGUCACAAACCCAAGCUAUCUCUGCAACUCGUUGAUGAUCUUCGAAGCAUUGAGAAGACACAACACCAAGGCAGAGUUGCUGAUGCUCUAUCCGCAAGAAUGGGAACUACCCGCAGUGAACGAAAGCGGCACUUCCUACGAAAGCAAACUACUUGCGAAGGCUCGUGACAUGUAUGGCGCGAAUCUCAGUCCAAUCAAGGUGAAGACCUUCAAGAACGACGACGAUCCAACGUGGCAGGAUAGCUACACGAAACUUCUCGCGUGGAAUCAGACCCAGUAUAAACGAGUAAUUUCACUAGAUUCGGACGCCACAGUUUUAGAUCAAAUGGACGAGCUCUUCCUCCUCCCGUCUGCCCCCGUCGCAAUGCCUCUUGCAUAUUGGGUGGAUCAUUUUUUCCUUUCUUCGCAACUAAUCGUUGUCGAGCCAUCUAUGGCAGAAUGGGAGCGAAUCCAGGACGCCAUGGAGAACCACGAAGGUUUCGACUAUGACAUGGAUAUCCUAAACAAGGUAUACGGCACAUCCAGUACAGUGAUUCCGCAUCGCAAGUACGACUUGCUCACAGGCGAGAUUCGACCAAAAGAACACCAUUCAUACCUUGGAUCAAAGGAACUGUGGCGCGUCAAAGAUGUCUUAGCCGAGACGAAGUUUGUGCACUUCUCGGACUGGCCUAUGCCUAAGCCGUGGUUGGAAGCAAAGCCAGAGGAUUGGGAGAAGUACAAGCCAAAAUGUAGAGAAAUUUCUGACGUGGAACGUGAUUGCUCAGAUCAAGAGGCCUGGCUCGAACUCCGCAGAGACUUCACGGCGCGUCGGGAACGAAUCUGUGGGCAGGCUUAUGACGCCAAAGCGCCGGACUACGAUAAAAGAACGACACUGCGUCGGCGAGGAGAUCUUUCUAUUGUACAUGUAUGA
Periconia digitata is the source of this 1199-nucleotide messenger RNA. The record is from the annotation of a GenBank genome assembly. NCBI's taxonomy places the organism in Eukaryota, Fungi, Ascomycota, Dothideomycetes, Pleosporales, Periconiaceae.